Bubalus bubalis (water buffalo) is the source of this 3346-nucleotide messenger RNA. It is a transcript of the gene ATP2C2, whose product is annotated as ATPase secretory pathway Ca2+ transporting 2. The record is from RefSeq and is a predicted model, not a curated record. The transcript has 27 exons. Gene Ontology annotation, molecular function: ATP binding; P-type calcium transporter activity; ATP hydrolysis activity. Gene Ontology annotation, cellular component: Golgi membrane; plasma membrane; endoplasmic reticulum. The coding region runs from base 246 to 3086 and encodes 946 amino acids. Gene Ontology annotation, biological process: manganese ion transport; calcium ion transmembrane transport; intracellular calcium ion homeostasis. Lineage: Eukaryota; Metazoa; Chordata; Mammalia; Artiodactyla; Bovidae.
CAAGGGCGGGAAAGUCCGGGAGGGGCGGGGCCAGGUGCGCCGAGGGCCUCCCUGUGCGCAGCUCCGCCCCGGGGGUGGGGCCUCACCUGCGGCAGGCAGGUAGGCGGCUACCUGGUAACCUGGGCCUGGCCCGGGAGGCUUGGGCGCGCGCAGCCAGCCCCGGCCACGCCAGGGACCGAAGGACGCAGGUACAGGCGGCCGCCGGCGGGACGGGAGGCUGGGCGAGGGGCCUGCACCCGCUCACUAUGUUCGAAGGACGGUUCUCCAAGUUGCUGCAGAAGCUCGCCUUCUUUGGCUCGAGCCACAAGUACGAGCUGCUGGCGAAGGGCGAGUUGGAAACCUUGAUUGAUGGACAAAAUGACUUGAAAGCCAUCGAAAAGGAGAAGACAGUGGUGGCGGUGGCACCCAAGGAAGCAAGCAAAUGCCACCGAGAGGACCUGGCCAAAGCAUUUUACGUAGAUUUACAGAACGGGCUGUCAGAGUUCUCAGUGACGCAGCGCAGGCUGGUCCAUGGCUGGAAUGAGUUUGUUGCUGAUAACACGGAACCUGUGUGGAAGAAAUAUCUCGAUCAGUUCAAGAACCCCCUGAUCCUGCUGCUCCUGGCCUCUGCCUUGGUGAGCGUCCUCACAAAGAAGUAUGAAGACGCCAUCAGCAUCGCCGUGGCUGUGCUGAUCGUGGUCACCGUCGCCUUCAUCCAGGAGUACAGGUCAGAGAAAUCUCUGGAAGAGCUGACAAAGCUGGUUCCCCCCGAAUGCAACUGCAUAAGAGAAGGAAAGCUCCAGCACCUGCUAGCUCGAGACCUGGUACCUGGAGACAUUGUGUCUCUCUCCAUCGGAGACCGCGUCCCUGCUGACAUCCGUCUCACAGAGGUCACAGACCUCCUGGUGGACGAGUCCAGUUUCACGGGAGAAGCCGAGCCAAGCAGUAAGACAGACACCCCGCUGACAGGCGAGGGUGACCUCACGACCCUGAGCAACAUCGUCUUCAUGGGGACCCUGGUGCAGUGCGGGAAGGGCCAGGGUGUCGUGAUCGGAACAGGAGAAAAGUCUCAGUUCGGAGAAGUGUUUAAGAUGAUGCAGGCUGAAGAGACGCCUAAAACUCCUCUACAGAAAAGCAUGGACAAGCUGGGGAAGCAACUGACACUCUUCUCAUUCGGCAUAAUUGGCCUGAUCAUGUUCACUGGCUGGCUGCAAGGGAAACACCUGCUCAGCAUGUUCACCAUCGGGGUCAGCCUGGCUGUGGCCGCCAUCCCCGAGGGUCUGCCCAUCGUCGUCACGGUUACGCUGGUCCUGGGAGUGCUGCGCAUGGCCCGGAAGCGAGUCAUUGUGAAGAAGCUGCCGAUCGUGGAGACCUUAGGUUGCUGCAACGUCAUCUGUUCCGAUAAGACGGGGACUCUGACUGCCAACGAAAUGACUGUCACCCAACUCGUAACAUCUGAUGGGCUCCUCGCCGAGGUCAGCGGAGUUGGCUACAACGGCAAUGGGACUGUCUGCCUUUUACCCUCCAAGGAAGUCAUUAAGCAGUUUUCCAACGUCUCGGUGGGGAAAUUAGUGGAGGCCGGCUGUGUUGCCAACAACGCCAUCAUCAGAAAAAACACCGUGAUGGGGCAGCCGACAGAGGGUGCCUUGGUGGCCCUGGCAAUGAAGAUGGACUUAGGCGAUAUUAAAGAUUCAUACGUCCGAAAGAGAGAGAUCCCGUUCAGUUCGGAGCAGAAGUGGAUGGCGGUUCAGUGCAGCUCCAAGAACGAGGAGCGGGAAGAUAUGUACUUCAUGAAGGGGGCCUUUGAGGAGGUGAUUCGUUACUGCGCCAUGUACAACCAUGGGGGCAUCCCCCUGCCGCUGACGCCCCAGCAGCGAGCCUUCUGCCAGCAGGAGGAGAAGAAGAUGGGAUCCCUGGGCCUGCGAGUGCUGGCCCUGGCCUCCGGGCCUGAGCUGGGAAAGCUGACGUUUCUGGGUCUCAUCGGAAUCAUCGACCCUCCCAGGGCUGGCGUGAAGGAAGCAGUCCAGGUUCUCUCGGAGUCGGGCUUGUCCGUGAAGAUGAUAACGGGGGAUGCUCUGGAGACGGCCUUGGCGAUAGGAAGGAACGUCGGUCUGUGCAACGGGAAGCUGAGCGCCAUGUCCGGGGAAGAGGUGGAAAGCGCGGAGCAGGGAGAGCUGGCCGAGCACAUCGGGAAGGUGUCCAUCUUCUACAGGACCAGCCCAAAGCACAAACUCAAAAUCAUCAAGGCUCUGCAGGAAACAGGGGCGAUUGUGGCCAUGACCGGGGACGGGGUGAACGACGCGGUCGCCCUGAAGUCGGCGGACAUCGGCAUCGCCAUGGGGCAGACGGGGACGGACGUCAGCAAGGAGGCCGCCAACAUGAUCCUGGUGGACGACGAGUUCUCGGCCAUCAUGAACGCAGUGGAGGAAGGCAAGGGGAUUUUUCAUAACAUCAAGAACUUUGUCCGCUUUCAGCUGAGCACGAGCAUCUCGGCCUUGAGCCUCAUCACGCUGUCCACCGUGUGCAACCUGCCCAACCCCCUCAAUGCCAUGCAGAUCCUGUGGAUCAACAUCAUCAUGGACGGGCCGCCGGCACAGAGCCUGGGUGUGGAGCCAGUGGACAAGGACACACUCCGACAGCCGCCGCGGAACGUCAAGGACCAGAUCCUGAGCCGAGCCCUUGUCCUGCGGAUCCUCCUCUCGGCCACCACCAUCAUCAGCGGGACCCUCUUCAUCUUCUGGAAGGAGAUGCCCGAGGACAGGGCAAGCACCCCGCGCACCACAACCAUGGCCUUCACCUGCUUCGUGUUCUUUGACCUCUUCAACGCCUUGACCUGCCGCUCCCAGACCAAGCUGAUCUUCGAGAUCGGCUUCCUCCGGAACCGCACGUUCCUCUACUCCGUGCUCGGCUCCAUCCUGGGACAGCUGGCCGUCAUUUACACGCCGCCCCUGCAGAGGGUCUUCCAGACGGAGAGCCUGGGGGCGCUGGAUUUAUUGCUUUUAACCGGAUUGGCCUCGUCCGUGUUCAUCUUGUCAGAGCUCUUCAAGCUAUGUGAAAAGUUCUGCUGCAGAGCCCAGAAAGCCCAGACCCCCCAGGAAGAUGUAUAGUGGACCCUGACCCAUGGAAAGGUCCCUAAAUCUCUAUUUUUAUGUGACUGUGGCCCUCUGCCUGCUCCGUCCCUUCCGAGACGUGUCUGAGGACACGACAGUGUUGGGUCUGCUCACCUGGCUGUUCCUGGGGAGCCGGUGGGGAGUGCAGGCCCAGCCCUGAGUCCUCGGUCCCUGUGUGCAUCCGCCGCUCCGUGCUGCCGGGCCCCGGGACGAUCCAUGAGGAGCCAGCACUAUUUAUUAAAUGAUGGUGAUUUUUA